AUGACAUACCUAUGGAAGGCCGAUGAUUGCACCGAAAAUGGUGCGUUCAAACACAUUUGGCCACUACACUACCAUUUAUAUAAGAAUGACCUUUUAGCUGCAUCAGAUGAGCUCAGAAGAGGAGCAGAUCCCCUCUUUGAGGAUGACAAUGGUGUCAGUGCUCUGCAACUUGCCAUGAAGUUCCUAAUUAAGCACCUGAACAAGUGCUUGGCAUCGGCAGCUCCAUUAGGGAACUCUCGGCUUCAUGCAGGUAAUUUCCAAUCGACCUUAAACAUUCAUUUAGGUCAAAACCUCGGACCUGAUGCCACACCAGUGUUAGGAGGUUUAUCAGAUUAUAAUGCAGUUGGUUCUGGAAGUCUUGCAGAAUCUGAUGACAGUUAUGCCACUCUUUUGGACCAAACUAUCUCGUUUUUUGAUGGCUCUCGUGAUGAUGAAUUCAUACUGACCACCCACGCUAGACUCUUGAGAAGGACAAAGGGGCUCUUUUCAUUCAUCAAGCUCAUAUCUGAAAAUGCGAAAUUCAACUCUGCGGUUCAUGACUCUCUUUGCCAAAGUAUCGCAAUGUUGUCGUAUCCGUCUCUCUACGCUGCGGUGAUGAAUGUCUUGGUUUCAAAGACCAGAUUUGAGCAGGGGUUUUCAAAUGUAUGGGAGAGUAGAAAAGUCUACUCGUUGGCAAUGAAAUGCAGAAUAAAUGGAAUUUAUUUGCUAAAGUUUAUCACACAAAUUUCAGAGAUUUUCCAACAGCUUUUGGCACUCUUUCAUUUUGAUUUAUAUAGUGGAGCAUUCAAUGAAAGGUUUUCUUGUAGAUCCGGUCAUGUGAAACGAUUGACUUUGGACUACAUGAAUACCGAUGCUGUGGAACUUUUUGCACAUUUAGCAUUUGUAACGGAUCUACCCUUACUCUUUAACGCUAUGGUUCUACAACCCAAGUUUUCCCCGGGAAAACACGCUCGAUUUGACUGGGAUUCAGUCUUAUCAAAUACUCUUCGGAAUAGGGAGAAGCUUGGAAUAUACGCGGAUCCCUUGCUCCGCAAGAGAUUGGGUGAUAGAGUCGAAAGGGAAUUCGAACAGAGGGGACAGGAUCCCAUUUUUGUCUAA
Theileria equi strain WA is the source of this 1098-nucleotide messenger RNA. RefSeq lists its product as hypothetical. The transcript is spliced from 3 exons. Bases 1 to 1098 code for a protein of 365 amino acids. Lineage: Eukaryota; Apicomplexa; Aconoidasida; Piroplasmida; Theileriidae. The record is from RefSeq and is a predicted model, not a curated record.